AACAGGUUUAUGUAAUAGGCAUGAUAUCGAGCGAUAAAGAAAAAAUAAAACAAUUCAAGUUGGCAGCAGGCACUGAGGGAACGAGUUCUGAGGCGUACAAUUCUGAUGAAGAUUUGGAAUUGCUUUUUGAAUCUGUGCCGACAAUGGACUCAAAUGUGGUUAUUUCAGACACUGAAACUGAUGGGAAAGGAACUCCAAAAUCAAGUGGACGAUGUCGAGAAUCGGAAGAAGCAGUCAUUUGUGAUGUCAACGGCUCAACACAGGGCUCAAGCAACAAGAAACUUAAGCCCGGGAAGAUUGAAAAGCCAUGAUAUUGAAUUAUUAUUUGCUAUUUAAUUUCGUACCGCCUUUUAUACUUUUGUUCACGUAUUGUUUCACACAAUUUUGAUCUUAGACUUCUCAAUGCCAUUGAAUUUUCAUUUGAUAUUUUAUGAGUGUUAUUUUGAGUGUGUAAGACAGUAAGAAUAUUGACUUUAAUGCUAC
Cuscuta europaea is the source of this 483-nucleotide messenger RNA. Lineage: Eukaryota; Viridiplantae; Streptophyta; Magnoliopsida; Solanales; Convolvulaceae. The record is from the annotation of a GenBank genome assembly.